UUAUAGGCCGAUCGCAUGCGUGGAACCACUUCCCGACAUCGCGAAUUGCAUAAAAAAAAAGUGUAUAUAUCUGAACAGGUUUUCAAGUGGAUUCGCUUUUCUAUCCAAACCGAAUAACGUACAGCCGGGACUCGGGCACAAUUAGUUCCGUUCUGGGAGAAACAAGAAGCACUUGGCGAAGAACGAUCACCAUCUAAGCCAGUUGGGGCUUCUAUUUUCAUCUUGAGAGAAGCGGGACGAAAUCCACCACUUCGAGCGCAGUCGCAUCUUCGCGUCGGAUAUGCUCGCGAGUGACCGGGACCAUGACAAGAUCGCCACGAAAACCGACAAUGUUAAUGAACCCGCUGAUUUCGAUAAAGCCAUCUCCGCAACCGGUUAUGGGUUAUUCAAUGUAUUACUACUGUUGGCGGUGUUGCCAAUCGCAUGGACCGCCGUUUUUGACACUACUUCCGGCGCAUUCAUCUUAGCAUCGGCCGAAUGCGAUCUCGAGCUCACGUUCUUCCGCAAAGGCGUGCUCGUUGCAUUUCCUUACAUAGGUAUGACAACAACUUCUUUUAUAUGGGACUACAUAACGCCUUAUACAAGUAUGAAAACGCUAUUCAUGCUUGCAUUAGUCGGUGAUUCAAUUUUAAAUAUCGUGAGCACUGGCGUACAAUCGUACUAUAUAUUUUUGCUAGUCAAAUUCGUCAGCGGGAUUUUCAUAGGCGGCCCGUUGGCGAUGGUGAUGACGUACCUGACGGAAUUCCAUUCGGCGAGGUAUAAACCCCGCUUUGCCACAUGGACGGGAUUUCUCUUCUCCGUGGCGAACAUCAUACCAGCAGCUCUUGGAUUCUCAAUAUUACCGAUGGAUUGGCACGUUGAUAUCCUUGGCCAAGACUACAAUUCUUGGCGUAUAUAUCUACUGAUCUGCUCGAUACCACCCGUUGUUGGUCUCGUGACGGCGACCAUGUUACCGGAAAGUCCUAAGUAUCUCAUGGCAAUUGGCAGGUCAGAUGCUGCCUUGAAAUUACUCAGGAGAAUGUACUGUAUGAACACCAGGCAACCUCCGGACACGUUCCCGAUAAAAGCGCUGCUCGUUCGGCAAAAGACGCAAUUGCCGCGUCCCGUACUCGAGGCGAGUCUCGAGAGGAUGCGCGUCUCGUUGUACAACACGAAGCUACUACUGACGACGACGGCUUACCUGCCCGCCUUCUGCUUCGUAAGUUUCCUCCAAUUUGGAAGUAUGCUUGGAUUUAACGUAAUGAGAUUGUGGGUGCCGCAUCUCUUUAUCAUUCUCAACAACUUUGACUGGGAAAACUGGACAUCGUCGAAUGAGAGACAGCCCACCAUGUGUGAGAUGUUAGACUGUCGUGCGACCCUACCGGGUAGACGAUAUUUGAAUUACUCCAAUGUCGAUGACAUGUGUUUCAGGUGGACUAUCAAUCCUGUGAUUUAUCAAAAUUCAACGAUCAUAGCGUCAUCAGCUGUUCUAUUCUCUUUUCUUACUGGAUUCAUAACGACUACCAAGCUACGAAAACAGAUUAUAAAUGCUCGCGGCCUUCCUGAUAUCGGUGGCAAGCAGUUUCGGAAUAAAUUGGGCGCAGUCUCCGCCGUACAUGCUGACGCUGGCGGCGGCGGUUAUCGUGACGACAAGAAUAGCGGGACCACGAGCGCCAGCAUCCUCACGAUCACUGGAAAUAUUGCCGCUAUCGUGGGAAAUCUGAUUUUCUCCGCGCUUCUGGGCAUCGAGUGCGUCGCCGCUUUCCUGGGAUUCGGCUGUUUCUUCUCCGUCUGCUGUUGCGGAAUUUUAUUCUUUCCACAACCCGCGAAAGAAUCAUCAACGAAAUUUGCUGAAGCUAGUACAUCGAAAGCAUGAAGAGUAUAACACAUAGCCAUUUCAAAAUCAUUCGUACCUAACUUAAAAUUACAAAAA
Pogonomyrmex barbatus (red harvester ant) is the source of this 1912-nucleotide messenger RNA. RefSeq names its product putative transporter SVOPL. Gene Ontology annotation, molecular function: transmembrane transporter activity. Lineage: Eukaryota; Metazoa; Arthropoda; Insecta; Hymenoptera; Formicidae. Gene Ontology annotation, biological process: transmembrane transport. Gene Ontology annotation, cellular component: membrane. The record is from RefSeq and is a predicted model, not a curated record.